AAUAAUAAGAAUAUUCCAAUCCAGGCAAUAGGCCUCUCUCUUUACGAAGAUCUUGCCACAUCGGAUUCAUCAUCAGAUCCUGAGAUAAUUGGGGCACAAGUGAUAAAAACUCAAUGGCUUCAUUUCGGACCAUCAUAUGCCGAUACUUGUCCAUUACUCGGUAAAAACAUCCUUAUCGUAGAUGAGGUUGAUGAUACUCGCACAACUCUUGCAUAUGCAAUUCGAGAACUACUUAAAGAUAUUGAAGAAGAGAAACGUAAAUUUAUAGAAGCAAAUGCAGCAGGAACACCUGUUCCGGAAACUAAAUUGGCAGUAUUUGUACUUCAUAAUAAAAAGAAGGAAAAACUAAUGGAAUUACCAGAUCCUAGUAUAGUUAAUGAAGGCAGAUAUUUUGCCGCAGAAGAAUCACCUGAUAAAUGGUUGGUUUAUCCUUGGGAAGCUAUUGAUAUUGAUGAACACACGAUAAAAAGUUCAUUGCGAAAAGAAUGA
Molecule: messenger RNA, 489 nt
Organism: Racocetra fulgida
Lineage: Eukaryota; Fungi; Glomeromycota; Glomeromycetes; Diversisporales; Gigasporaceae
Source: the annotation of a GenBank genome assembly